AUGGCCGACAACAACAACCCUGGAAACUUUGCCAACCGCCCCAAGGAGGAGGUUCAGGAAAUUGCGUCCAAGGGAGGCCAGGCCAGUCACAAGGGUGGCUUCGCCAGCAUGGACGCCGAUAAGCAGCUAACGCCACGUCAGCGUGAGAUUGCCUCUGAGGGUGGCAAGGCGUCAUCGGGCUCUUUCGAGAAGGGCAGCGAGAAGGCCAAGGAGGCCGGUCGCAAGGGUGGCCUGUCUAGCUAG
Verticillium dahliae VdLs.17 is the source of this 243-nucleotide messenger RNA. RefSeq names its product conidiation-specific protein. The transcript has 3 exons. Lineage: Eukaryota; Fungi; Ascomycota; Sordariomycetes; Glomerellales; Plectosphaerellaceae. The record is from RefSeq and is a predicted model, not a curated record. Bases 1 to 243 code for a protein of 80 amino acids.